AUGACGAUAUCCUCUAUUCAAACUGUUAUCGACAUGAACCAGCAAACCAUUGAUCACCUCGAAGCUCAGGACUACUACAGAGCAGUAGCAUCAGCUUCGUCUGCAUUGCAGCACCUUGGUAACAUCACAGCGACACAACAAGACAGGUUUCUCCAAGCAAGCACAUCUCCUGCAAGCUCAUUCGAUCAGUGUAUUCUUCUUACCAGAAUUGCGGAAAAUGAUGAUACACCGCACCAAGAUGACUCUCCUCCAUUUAUUUAUAGCGAUGCUAUUCCAUUGGCUCCCACUGUGACCAAUUACGCAAUUGUCGCACCAGUGCUCAUGUUCAACGCAGCACUGGCUCAUCAUUUGAUCGCGAAACAAGACAAGGAAAGGUCAAUCCAAUACCUUUACAGAGCAAAGCAAUUGUACACCUUGGCGUACAAUUCACAAGACAUCCAGCAGAAUCCCUUGUUUCAAUUUGUGCUGUACAACAAUACAGCAUUGAUUGAUCUGCAAAUUGGGAACACCGAAUCAUGGAAUGCAAGUAUUUUUUAUUUGCUAUCUAUCUACAUGAUCCUGGUGGAUCAAGGAAGGUCUUCACAUUUGCGCCACAUUCGAGGUUUUCUCCGAAACCUGCCAGUUGCCACGCCCACAGCGCCUGCAGCGUGA
Molecule: messenger RNA, 651 nt
Organism: Cylindrotheca closterium
Lineage: Eukaryota; Bacillariophyta; Bacillariophyceae; Bacillariales; Bacillariaceae
Source: the annotation of a GenBank genome assembly